Molecule: messenger RNA, 609 nt
Organism: Protopolystoma xenopodis
Lineage: Eukaryota; Metazoa; Platyhelminthes; Monogenea; Polystomatidea; Polystomatidae
Source: the annotation of a GenBank genome assembly
AUGUCCAUUCGUGUGUCUGUCACUGCUUCUGCUUGUUCGCCUGUUUGCCUGUCCAUCUGUCCGCCUCGUUCAUGCCCAUCAUACAAGUCCAUCCAGGCGGUCUUGCCUGCCUCUGCAUUCUGCCAGUCUGGCUUUCACUCCCCACUCCAAUCGCAUACUUUACUCCACCCCGGCCUACUCGAGGCACACCUGCGCACCCACCCCUCCACCUCCCCUAUUCCCACCCACCCCUUCUAUUCUACCACCACUUACUCCUUCACGGUUGGCGUUGCUGGCCCGUCUGUCUGCUCCCUUGCGACUAUGGGCAAGGUAGGCGCGCAUAAAGGGAACACAAAUCUGGAGAGCAACCAUUCUGGCAAGCAGACAAAUCAAGAUGCGGGCAUGUAUAUCUUUUCAGUUGUUUUACGAAUAUGUAUCUUUCCCGUUUUUGUGACAACUGGAAUGUGCCUCCGCCCUUGGUUCAAAGGUCAACAAGCGGUUGCGAACGUGUGGUUAGCGAGCUACGAAUCGCGGAAGCGUUGGCGUCUGGAUCUGGGCGGAGCGGUCAGGGCAGAUGAGCAAGUGGGCUCGAUGACCGAGCCCGGCCGAUCACAUAUGCUCAGGCAAUAA